This is a messenger RNA of Penicillium paradoxum, 1797 nucleotides long. Its product is annotated as CNOT2/3/5 family protein. NCBI's taxonomy places the organism in Eukaryota, Fungi, Ascomycota, Eurotiomycetes, Eurotiales, Aspergillaceae. Gene Ontology annotation, cellular component: P-body; CCR4-NOT core complex; nucleus. The record is from RefSeq and is a predicted model, not a curated record. Gene Ontology annotation, biological process: regulation of DNA-templated transcription; nuclear-transcribed mRNA poly(A) tail shortening. The coding region runs from base 1 to 1797 and encodes 598 amino acids. The transcript has 3 exons.
AUGGCAGCCCGAAAAACGCAACAAGAAAUUGAUAAGACCUUUAAAAAGGUCGCUGAAGGGAUCCAAACUUUUGAAGGCAUUUACGAGAAAAUACGCCAGGCCACAAAUCCCACGCAGCGGGACAAGCUCGAAGACCACCUCAAGCGCGAAAUCAAGAAGCUCCAAAGGUUCCGUGAUCAGAUCAAAUCUUGGGCCGCUGGAAAUGAAGUCAAGGAUAAAGCUCCCCUGAUGGAACAACGGAAAGCUAUUGAAGUGUGCAUGGAACAAUUCAAGGCCGUUGAGAAGGAGAUGAAGACGAAAGCGUAUUCGAAGGAAGGCCUAUCGGCAGCGUCGCGACUUGACCCAAAGGAGAAGGAGAGAGUGGAGUGUUCUGAGUUCCUCGCCAGUAUGGUGGACGAGCUUCAGCUGAAGAUCGAAGCCUUGGAGGCGGAGGAAGAGACACUUCAUGCGCAGAUGAAGAAGGGCAAGAAGGACACGAAGAAGGCGGAUCGAAUGGCGGACAUCUCCCACGUCACGGAACGACAUAAAUGGCACGUAAACAAGCUGGAGUUCCUCAAUCGUUCGUUACAAAACGGCAACCUGGAUGUGGGCGCGGUACAAGAUCUCAAGGAAAGCAUCAAAUACUACGUCGAGGAAGGGGGCAACCUUGACUACUCUGGCGAGGACGAAACUCUCUACGAUGAUCUGAAUAUUGGCGAGGAGGUCGAGGCACAAUUUGGUAUGGGCGGCGAAGGUGAUCGGGUAUCAUCACAAGACGCUCAAUCGAUUCAAGAUGAAGAGCUCGAACCCAAGCCAAAAGCGAAGCCUGAAGCGCCGACACCUCGAAGACCAUCGACGCAGAUGAAAUCGCCGCUUCCCGUUCUCGCUACCCUCCACACUACUGCUUCAUCCAGUGCCACUCCUGGCAUGAAGCCUGCCCCCCUCCCCACCCGUCCCGCCGGUGACCUCAAGUAUGCCUCCGCCGCUGCAGCUGCUGCCGCAAGCGACAAAAGUGGUGUUGGCAUUCUUCCUCUUCCCCCUCCACCCGGGUACAGCCCGGCCCUCUCCGUGGCAUUCCCUAUGUCGAAAUCAUCUACUGCUUCGCCCAGUGUGGCGUCCGCAGUGCCCGUUGCCAAGUCAAUAGUAUCACCCGCUGCGGCGCCCAGUCCGGAAGAGCUUGUUGGGGCCGGGCGGCCGAAGAUCCCUGCCAGUGCAAGUGUUCCAGCCCCAACCCCCGCGCCGGCUAAAGCGGAAGCAUCCACGAAUGGCAAUGUAGAAGCACCAGGAACUGAGACUGAAGAGUCCGUAUAUCACCUGCCUCCAGGUCUUCAGGACCUGCUUCAAUCCUUUGAAGUGACGAAGGCGCGUGCAUCGGCGAACCCCUCACCGUCUGUUCAGCGCCUUCUCGCCACUUCAUUGACAACCUGUCCGGAGGCUGGCGACGCUGAAAAACCACGCCACUACAAGCCGCAGAACCCUUACAGUACUGCGCUCUACUAUCCCCAGGAACCUCUUGCGAUAUUCGAUGAUCCCCGGUUAUAUGACACUGGACGAAUCGACACCGAUACCCUCUUCUACCUUUUCUACUACCGUCAAGGGACGUAUCAGCAAUAUCUUGCCGCCAAAGCGCUGCGUAAUCAAAGCUGGCGUUUCCACAAGCAAUACCAAACCUGGUUCCAGCGUCAUGAGGAGCCGAAGAAUAUCACCGAGGAGUUCGAACAAGGCACUUAUCGCUUCUUCGACUACGAAAGCACAUGGAUGAAUCGACGCAAGGCUGAUUUCAAGUUUGUGUACAAGUACCUCGAGGACGAGUUAUAA